UUCUGACAUUGGAAAAUUUCAAUUUAUAGCCGAGUAUGUUUUGUGCACUUACCUGUUCAUAAUCCAAUAACUGAUGAUAAUCAGCUCAUUAUUUCUUUAUUUCAAUUUUUGGGCUGUAAGGUUUUGAUAUUUAUUGCAGAUGGCUAGAUGGGACAAGAUUUUGUCCCUUCCCGUACAGAAUCCCUUCCCGUACAGAAUCCUUCGACCUUGGAGUUCUCUUCUGCAGAUCUUGUAUGGUCAAAGGUGGAAGGUUGGUGUGAUAAUAUAGAUAGAGUGGUUCUAAUCCCCUUUGCUAGAGUGGAUGACUUUGUGAGGGGUGAGUCCUCAAGCAAAGACUGUCCAACAAGGUUUCAUGUUGAAACAAGGCGGCGGCGGAAACUACCAAAGGCACCGUACAAGCCCAAGGUUGAUGGCAUUCUUGAAUACAUAUUGUAUUGGUGUUCAUAUGGUCCUGAUGACAACAGGGAGGGUGGAGUUGUGCGACCCAGCAGGAACACAUGUAUACGCAAGAAGACAAAUGCUGGCCGACCUAAUACUAAGAGAGGCUGCACCUGCCACUUCAUUGUGAAACGGUUAAUUGCUGAACCAUCAGCAGCGCUGAUCAUAUAUAACCAAGAUAAGCAUGUCGAUAUAAAAGGAUUACCAUGUCAUGGCCCUCAGGACAUGAAGGCUGCUGGAACACAAGCUAUGUUUGCCCCAUACAUCUCAGAGGACCUCCGUCUCCGUGUGCUAUCUUUACUACAUGUUGGGGUCUCUGUAGAGACCAUAAUGCAGCGGCAUAAUGAAUCUGUAGAGAGACAGGGUGGUGCAAACAAUCGGGAUGACCUUCUCACCCAUAGGUAUGUUCGAAGACAGGAGAGGAGCAUACGACGUUCUACAUACGAAUUGGAUGCAGAUGAUGCUGUCAGUCUAAGCAUGUGGGUUGAAAGCCACCAGACUCAUGUUUUCUUUUAUGAAGAUUUCACUGAUUCGGGCCCUUUCAUUUUGGGCAUACAAACUGAGUGGCAGUUGCAGCAAAUGAUUCGAUUUGGCAAUCGCAGCCUCAUAGCUUUUGAUUCAAGGUUUGGAACAAACAAGAUCAAGUAUCCUGUUCAGAGUCUCCUUGUGUUCAAUUCAGACAAGAAAGCCAUCCCAGUGGCUUGGAUAAUAGCACCUGCAUUUGCUAGUGGGGAUUCACACAGUUGGAUGAGGGCUUUGUACAACAGAGUUUGCACAAAAGAUCCUACUUGGAAGUUGGCUGGGUUUAUAGUGGAUGAUCCUUUGACUGAUGUCCUUGCAAUCAGAGAUGUAUUUGAGUGUUCUGUGUUGAUAUCUUUCUGGAGGGCUCGCCAUGCAUGGCAUAAGAACUUAUUGAAGAGAUGUUCAGAAACUGAGAUGUGUGCUGAGAUGUCAAGGCAACUUGGGCAAGCAGUAGAUGAUGUCUUCCAAAAGCAAGGAAAUCUUGAACCGUUUGAGAAUUUCAUGGAAGAUUUUGUGGAUUGCUCGAAUUUUAUGGAUUACUUCAAGGCAAUCUGGUAUCCUAGAAUAGGAUCUUGGAUCACUGCACUGCAAACUCUUCCAAUUGCAGGCCAGGAGACUUGUGCUGCAAUGGAAUUUUACCACAAUCAAUUGAAACUGAGGUUAAUAAAUGAAAAGGAUCCUAUUGUCUACCAACGAGUUGAUUGGUUGGUUUAUAAGUUGGGUACAAAAGUACAUUCCUACUUUUGGCUGGAUGAGUAUUCAGACAAAGAUGACUUUGCAAGAUAUUGGAAAGAUGAGUGGGUCAGUGGAUUAACAUCUUGGCGCCAGGCAUUAAAGAUUCCAGAUUCUGAUGUUGUAGUUGAAACUAGAUUUGCAAAGGUGAUUGACCAGCUUCAUCGAGAUAGAACUCAUGUUGUCUGGAAUCCUGGUUCACAGUUCAGCAUCUGUGAUUGCAGUUGGGCAGAAAUGGGCUACCUUUGUGAGCACAUAUUUAAGGUUAUGAAUCUCUGUCGUAAAGAAGGGUCUAUUUUGCCAUCUACCAACCUACUUCAGUACAAGAAGGCUUUAUUUGACAUGCUUCACUGCCCACCUCAUGAUUCCUUGAUUCGUGAUCAUGCCUUUUCUUUGGCACUCUUUAUACACAAGCAGCUAAAUGCACCAACUGAUCUUAUUCAUAAACAAACUGAGAAUGCCACUGAACAAGAUGCAAGCUGUUAUGAAGGCCAGAGAAAAAGAUACAAGUUGAUAUGAUGAGAUGAUUGGUGAUAAGAAAAUCUUUAAUUAUGAGAAUGAAAAUUUAUGGGAAAUGUAUCAGGAGAGUCUGCAAAUACCCAUGUGUGCUGGUCCUGCCAUUUGUCCCUUUUGAAAAAAUACAUUGAGAUCAUUUCGUUCUUGGUUUGAUUCUGGACAAGGGAUCUGAAUUUUAGAGAAGAAAAUUGGAAUCAGGUAAGGGUUUUAUGAUUUUUCUUUGAGAAACUAACUAGACUGCAACAUGUCCCUUGAAGUGCUUUUGGUUUUUCUUUUUGAUGGGAAAAGAAGUAGCCAAAAGUAAGUUAGUAUAGAGUGGUGGAUCUGUUCUUUAGUUUUAGUUGUUUUCAAUUUUGUCUUGUUUAGAUGAAAGUUUUCUGCUGGUGGAGAUUUAGGGAGGUUAAGGGAACUGUUAUAUGAUGGAAGUGUGAGGAGUUGAGAAAGUAAAAUCUGUUAGGCUAGUGUUUAGUGCAAGUGAAGAUGCUUGUUUUUUGGGUUGUUUUGGUUAAGGAUGAUUAGUCUGAUAAAAAUAUUUUGUUGAGUAGAAAGAUUCCUUAGAUGGUUGAAGAAAAGAAGCAAGAAUUUCUUUUUCAAAUUAAUUGUCUUAGGGCUCUUUUGGUUGGCAGGGUAGCUAUACCUUGGUGAAAUCAUAAAUUUAAAGCAUGACAUAGAAGGAAUGACUAUUCCUUGCUUUCACCAAUUUUCUAGUAUGUUAAGAGAGAAUUGUUGAAAUUGGUUGACAGUGUUAUUAGCUAUUACCACCUUGUUUUUUCUUUUUGGAACAAAAUCGAUGCAAUUAAUGGAUAGCCAUUGCUAAUAGGCCUUGCACUCUCUGCAACGAUUUAGGAUUUUCAUUUUUGAGGUUGAAGAGAUAACAGUUCUUGCUUAUUAGUUUAAGUACAAAACAGUUUGUUUAGUCUCAUAUUUGAUCCAUAUAUCCAUCUUUUAGGAUUUUUUGUAUUAUUAUUAUUUUUUUUGAAUAAAUGUGAAGGAUAAAACUUAAAUUCAAUUUCUUUAAUAAAGGUUGGCAUUAGAG
Rubroshorea leprosula is the source of this 3244-nucleotide messenger RNA. NCBI's taxonomy places the organism in Eukaryota, Viridiplantae, Streptophyta, Magnoliopsida, Malvales, Dipterocarpaceae. The record is from the annotation of a GenBank genome assembly.